Vanessa atalanta (red admiral) is the source of this 654-nucleotide messenger RNA. RefSeq names its product probable 28S ribosomal protein S25, mitochondrial (gene mRpS25). The transcript has a single exon. Lineage: Eukaryota; Metazoa; Arthropoda; Insecta; Lepidoptera; Nymphalidae. Gene Ontology annotation, molecular function: structural constituent of ribosome. Bases 71 to 574 code for a protein of 167 amino acids. Gene Ontology annotation, cellular component: mitochondrion. The record is from RefSeq and is a predicted model, not a curated record.
GAAGUCACUGUCAUUUCAUUUGUAUUGUUAAUCGCUAUUUUGAGGUUAUUCUUUGAAUAAAACACUGAAAAUGCCUUUUAUGAAAGGUAGAGCACCUAUUAGACGAACAUUAAAUUAUCUUAACGCUGGAAAACUGGUAUUUAAAGACAAGAUAAAAAUAUUCUCUGUUGGAUAUAAUAUUCAUGGCCAAAAUAAUACAGGUGCGAAGGAGUUCGUUUUCUGGUAUUUACCACAAAUCCAAUAUAAAAAUCCCGAUGUUCAAGUGGCUACGUUCAAAAACUUAACGCCCUCACCAUUUAUUAAGUGUUAUUUCGAAGAUGGACGACGGAUUUUGGUUGAUAUAGACAACAAGACUAAGGAAGACAUUUUAGAACAUUUAAUGAACACUGUUGGGAAGUCGAAAGAGGUCUUGGAAGCGGAGGCCAUAGCUGCUGAAAAAAAGGAUAACCCAGCUAAUUUUGGUAUAGGUUGUGAAAGACCGUGUAUCUGUGAAGUGUAUGGCCAAGUUCCAUGCCCUGGAGUUGUGCCGUUACCAAAAAUUUUCCGCGGGAAAUAUAAAAAUCAAACGGAUUAACUGUGUGAAAUUUAGUCAUUAAGUUAAAGCUUUUAGGUAUGUAAAUAAAAUAAAUAUAGUUUAUAUCAAAAUGAUUUUAA